CCGCAGACAGGUUAAAUGUUUUCCAGGUUGUUUUUCCACAGACGAACCUGACAGAGUCCAACCCAGCUCUAAACCUUCCUCCAUGAUGAUGAUAGAGGGGACAUUAUUCGUAGCUCUGCUGGUUCUUGCGACCUCAGUUCACUCCGACUCACAGUUUUAUCUGCCCAUCGACUGUGAUGACAUUCAGCGCCAUGACAACACCAGCUCCAGCGGGGUGUACAUCAUCUACCCAGGAGGUCCCACCACGCCUCUGCAUGUCUACUGUGACAUGGACACUGACGGGGGCAGAUGGACUGUAUUUCAGAGAAGGAUGGAUGGGACUGAAAACUUCUACAGGCCCUGGAGGCACUAUAAGACUGGAUUUGGGAAUGUGGCAGGAGAAUAUUGGCUUGGCCUGGAAAACAUCUUCCUGCUAACUAUGAGGAAGAAUAAUGAGCUGCGGGUCGACAUGGAGGACUGGGAGGGAGAGAAGGCGUCAGCUCAAUACUCCUCCUUCUCAAUCAAUUCUGAGAACGCCGGUUAUCAGCUUCACAUAGGCAGCUUCACUGGUGGAGCGGCAGGGGACAGUUUGACAGGCCAGAACAACAUGAAGUUCACCACGUUUGACAAAGAUCAGGACCAGUCGGAUAAAAACUGUGCUCAGCAUUUUCUAGGUGGAUUCUGGUACAGCGCCUGCCACACUGCUAAUCCCACCGGAAUGUACGCACCUCAUGGUGCUAUCGGAUUUGAAAACGUCCACGUCAUUUGGCAAACGUGGAAGGGCUGGAACUACUCCCUGAAGACUGUUGCCAUGAAGAUCAGAUCAGUCUCUACAUGUACAUGCACACAUUAAUUACGAUAUUGCCUGUAAAUUAUUAGGACAGAUUAUGGUGAUACAUCACCCUCAAUCCGGUGAGAGUUUUGAUAUGGGGAAGCAUCAUCAACUGUGUCGUUCCUACUUAAUUCAAUACCAACAAUAUGUGUAAAACUAUCAAUACGAAA
Molecule: messenger RNA, 981 nt
Organism: Sander lucioperca (pikeperch)
Lineage: Eukaryota; Metazoa; Chordata; Actinopteri; Perciformes; Percidae
Product: microfibril-associated glycoprotein 4-like
Exons: 5
Coding region: 83-832 (249 amino acids)
Biological process (GO): elastic fiber assembly
Source: RefSeq, a predicted model, not a curated record